This is a messenger RNA of Opisthocomus hoazin, 1325 nucleotides long. NCBI's taxonomy places the organism in Eukaryota, Metazoa, Chordata, Aves, Opisthocomiformes, Opisthocomidae. The record is from RefSeq and is a predicted model, not a curated record.
UGCAGGAGGAGGAGUUCUCCUCCGCUUCCAGCACCACCACUGUCGGCACCGUCACCUCCCGGGUGACCAGGAAUGGGAAUGCCAUGAUGAAGAAGGACUUAAUCAAUCACGAGGACUUGGCAGCAGACCGGGGCAUGAUAGACGAUAUCUUUGAUGAGACCUACCAGGAGAAGGAGGGCCCCAAGCCCCCCAUGCGAUACGUCUGGAGGAAUAUCAUCCUCAUGAGCCUGCUGCACCUAGGGGCCAUAUUCGGGUUGAUGCUGAUACCUUCUGCAAAGAUCCAGACAUUGGCAUGGGGCGUUCUGUGUUUCAUGGUGAGUGCUCUGGGGAUAACAGCCGGAUCUCACCGCCUCUGGAGCCAUCGGUCCUACAAAGCCACGCUGCCCCUGCGGAUCUUCUUGACGAUUGCAAACUCCAUGGCCUUCCAGAAUGACAUCUACGAGUGGGCCCGGGACCACCGCGCCCAUCACAAGUUCUCCGAGACAGACGCAGACCCACACAAUGCCAUGCGGGGCUUCUUCUUCUCCCACAUCGGCUGGCUGCUGGUGCGCAAGCACCCGGACGUCAUAGAGAAGGGCCAGAAGCUGGACCUGAGCGACAUCAAGAAUGACAAAGUGGUGAUGUUCCAGCGGAGAUACUACAAGCCCUCAGUGGUGUUGCUGUGCUUCAUGCUGCCCACUGUAGUGCCCUGGUACUUCUGGGAUGAAUCCAUCAUCAUCAGCUUCUUCAUCCCAGCCAUCCUGCGCUACACCAUAGGCCUCAAUUGCACUUGGCUAGUGAACAGCGCUGCUCACAUGUUUGGCAACCGGCCGUAUGACCAGAACAUCAACCCACGGGAGAACCCCCUGGUCAGCCUGGGGGCCAUAGGAGAAGGCUUCCACAACUACCACCACACCUUCCCCUAUGACUACUCCACCAGUGAGUAUGGCUGGCGCUUCAACUUAACAACGGCCUUCAUCGACCUCAUGUGCCUCCUGGGGCUGGCCAGCGAUCGCAAGAGGGUCUCCAAGGAGGUCAUCCUGGCUCGGAAAAUGCGGACUGGAGAUGGGAGUCACAAGAGUGGCUGAGUUCCUGCUCCCCUUCACACACACAUCCACACCUCUCCUUCCUUCUUUUUUCUCCCUUUCUCCCUUCCUGACCCCUCCGAACACGCUGGACAAAGGUUUAAUGUUCUGUUUACUAACUACUGAAUAAUGCUACCAGUUUGCUUAACGAUAAUGAGUUUUAACCCCCCUCCCACACUGUGUUUUACGUGAUAUAUUUGAGAUCUAGGACUCUGCCUUUGUAACGUAAGGCCACCCCUUUCCCUCCUCUCCUUUUCUUUU